This is a messenger RNA of Manis javanica (Malayan pangolin), 3368 nucleotides long. RefSeq names its product proline rich and Gla domain 4 (gene PRRG4). The record is from RefSeq and is a predicted model, not a curated record. Gene Ontology annotation, cellular component: plasma membrane; extracellular region. Gene Ontology annotation, molecular function: calcium ion binding. Lineage: Eukaryota; Metazoa; Chordata; Mammalia; Pholidota; Manidae.
GGGCGGGGCCAUAACUGGCUGCGGGCGGCCGGGCUCGCCCAGCGCUCUGGGCAGAAGUUUCGGCGGUUGCGAGAACAAAGCGCAGGCUUCCCGCAGACGCCCGCCGGGGGCCCACCCGUCGCAGGUCGGCCGGCCCCCGGGGGGAGGAGCGCAGCCUGGUGUUCCCCAAGCAGCCGCCGCCUCCUCGGCCACAGCUCAGCCCCGCGGCCUCCGGGCGUCUAAGCGGGAGCUCGGCUUCGCGCGUCCCCGCGGUUCAUGCAAGGCGCCCUUCUGCGAAUCCCAGGCGCUUCCUCAGUCGGAGCGCGGCGUUGCCGAGAUUUGGGGGCCGCUGAGACCGAGGGUCUGGCGGCCGCAGGGACUACCCAACGAAGGGGCUCCGGCCCGGGAGGUGCUGGAACAUGGGCGCGGAGCUGCAGUUUGUUUGACAGUUGCCAGACUAUGUUUACAUUUCUGGUUCUACUCAGCCAACUGCCCAUAGUAACCUUCGCGUUUCCUCAUUGCACAAGAAGUCCAACGGAAUCUGGGUAUGCGGGAAAAGAAGUCUUUACAUCAAAAGAAGAAGCAAACUUUUUCAUACAUAGACGCCUCCUAUAUAAUAGAUUUGAUUUGGAGUUCUUCACUCCUGGGGACCUAGAAAGAGAGUGCAAAGAAGAACUGUGUAAUUAUGAAGAAGCCAGAGAGAUAUUUGUGGAUGAAGAUAAAACGAUGACAUUUUGGCAGGAAUAUUCGAUUAAAGGACCAACCACAGAAUCAGAUGCCAACAGAGAGAAAAUCGAUGUUAUGGGCCUUCUGACUGGAUUAAUUGCUGCUGGAGUAUUUUUGGUUAUUUUUGGAUUAGUUGGUUACUAUCUUUGUAUCACUAAGUGUAACAGACAAAGACAUCCAGGUUCUUCAGCCACAUAUGUGAGGGGCAGGCAUGCUUCCUCCAUCAUUUUCAGAAGACCUGAGGAGGCUGUCUUUUCUCCAUCACCACCUUCACCAGAGGACACAGGAUUACCUUCUUAUGAACAGGCAGUGGCAUUGACUAGGAAACACAGCGUUUCACCACCACCACCAUAUUCUGGGCCAGCAAAAGGAUUUAGGGUAUUUAAAAAGUCUAUGUCGCUCCCAUCUCGCUAAGCCCAUUUUGCCAUCUUGGUGGUAUGGAAGAUUCAUCUUAUUUGAAUGGUUUGUGUUUCCUGAACCAGAAAGGACAAACUGCAGGGAACAGAGGAGGAAUAAGCACUAGUUCUAUACCGCAGAAGUUCUGUCAGCAUCUUGGACCUGAACCUGAUUAUUAUCAGCUUGUUAAGAAACUUUGACUCCAUAUCCUUUCAGUUAAGCAGAGAAGACUUUUUUUGUUUAUUUUAAUGGUUCAAAAAAAUCUGUGUCAUGGAUGUCAAAGAUUGAACUGAUGAAAUAUCUGAUCCUGUGUACAAAUAAGGGAUGGAGAUUUCUUCUUGUGUUGAGUAUUUUAAAAAAUAAAAGAGUUUCUAAUCAUUAGAUUAUCCCAAGUCAUUAUAUUGGACCCAUUCUUUACUAGCAUCACUUUUUUGGUUGGUAAUACUUCACAGAAUUUGACAUUUCAGUGUAAAUUGGUGGCCUUAAUAUGAUCACUUGGUUUUAAAUUUUAAUUAUUGCAUAGCAUUCAUAUUUUGUAGGUUUUAGUUGUUAACUCUUGUUAUUAGUCAUGUUUUAUUAUGGAGAGUGGGGUCAGUAGUUUUUUUUUUAAAAAAGACACCUACUUGCUAGGGAGUUAGAUCUUCAGUGGGCACAGUACUGCAAUGGCAAGACGUGAAAGGGUUGUUAUUGUAGCAAAUAAAUAAGUAGGCCUCAAAUCUAGGAGUGACUAGAACUUGAUAAAGUUGUCCAUGUUACUGACAAGUAGAAACACCCAUUUUCAUUGCUGAAUUACCUAUAUAUAACUAUUAUGUAUCUUGAAAUUUUAUUAAGGCUUGAUAAAUAAUAGUUUGAAAACAUAAUUUACUUUUCUGGUAUUAAAAUUAUACUGAUUACAGUUACCAGCAACCCAUUGUACAUCUUAAUGUCUGGACAAAACACCAUAAGUCAUUAUUUUACCCUGUACUGCUAAUUCUAUAUAUGACCAGUCUCUUCUUAAGAAUGUAGUAGAGUAUAAGCUAUAAACCUUCGGAGUGAGUGUGGGACCAAAGUUAUGUUAGUAGGUGUGUAUAUAUCUGUGAAUUUGUUUCCUCUUUGUAGGAGCUCAAGAAAUAACAUACCCCUGAGAAAUAGAACAUUGUGUUUUGUUUUUGCCAGUAUUGCAUUUUCCUAUUAUUUAAGACCACUUGUGAAAUUGCAUUUUGUUUUAUACUUUUCAUUAGGGUAAAACUAAAACCCACAUGCAUUUGAUAAGCCUUUCCAAAUUAAAUGUUUAGAAAGUAUAAAUCAUUAUAGUAUGUGAGAGUGUAUGUGUCUCUUUUAAGACAACAUGAUCUCAAGUCAGAUAAAAGCAAGGCCUUAAUCAUCAUAGACUGCCAGAGACUUUAUUGUUUCAGAGUCCUGGCAUCUCUUCAGUUGUUUGUCAUAAAGCAAUCAUCUAGCAACAUUUAGAUAUAAGGGAAAGUUGCCUUUUUAAAGCCACCUACAUUACCUAUAAAAAUUUUACUAUUAGUCAUACCUUGGCCUUACAGAGCACUUUUUCUCUUGUAACUGCACUUUGCACUUAUUUUAAUCUUCUUUAAAAGGUCAGAGGCAAACUCUAUUCACUUUGUAACAGUCAGACUAAGGCAUGGAAGGAUAAACUUGCCCCAAAUCUAGAAUGUUGGUGAGAGCUAGGUUUAGAAUGAGCAAGCACAUUUUUCUAGGCCCAUCUUGUACCUAUAGAAUUAUACUUUCUCCAAUUACAAAACACAGGAAUCUUGUUAAUUAAUUAAGUCUGUAUGAUAAAUUUAUAAGCAUUUGUCAUAUAUACAUAAAAUGAUGGUACAUUUAUUACAUAUGUGUACAUGUAUUCUUACAUAUGUAUUUCUUAAGAUUAAUAGAAACAAGCUAUGAUGGAUCUUCUAUUCAUUGUAAUUUGAAAUAGUCCAUGAAUUUGUUUACUCCCACUGACUCACAAGUGUCUAACUGCAAAACUAGCUUUGGAACCUGUGAUAAUCCCUUUUCCCUAGCAGCAGCCUAGAUCUGUCAAAGGCUGUCAUUUAGUGUAAAACUGUUGCUCUAAGGUGAGUUAAGAUUGUGAAGUUACUGAUACUUGUAUAGCAUCCAAUGUUGAGCUCAUAAUACUUUAAUAUAAAAAGGGAAAUGUGAUAGAACAGUUAUAUAUGAAUGUUAAUAUUUAUGCUUUUUUUUCCUUUUUUUUUUUUUGAGAGGGCAUCUCUCAUAUUUAUUGAUCAAAUGGUUGUUAACAACAAUAAAAUUCUGUAUAG